GCAACAUCCGGGUUUCUCGAGACCGGUUUCCUACAGCAAACUGAGGAGAACUAUUAACUUCUCCACCUGGCAGUUUGCUCACCAGCAGCCUUGUUAGCAAGAUGAGCUCAGAUGGUGGGGGCAAGCCUGUCAAAGUGGGCUCCCUUGUGGAGGUCAUUGGAAAGGGCCACCGCGGCACUGUGGCCUAUGUCGGCGCCACGCUCUUUGCCACUGGCAAGUGGGUGGGUGUCAUCCUGGACGAGCCCAAGGGCAAGAACGAUGGCACGGUGCAGGGAAAGCGCUACUUCACCUGCGAAGAGAACCACGGCAUCUUUGUGCGCCAGUCCCAGAUCCAGGUUGUUGAUGAUGGCUCUGAAAGCACAUCCCCAGACAUUCCUGAAUCUGCUGCCUCCAGGCUGCCUAAGCGAGAGAUUCUGGAGACUCCAAAGUCAACAAAGCUGACUCCGUCAACUAAGAAGCAAUUCUCUUUGAAAACCCCCUUCCCUCUCCACCAGACUACCACUCGUCCCACAAAGACACCCCGGGUCCUUCCAGCCCCUGCUUCCAAUUCAUCAGGCUCUGCCUCACUUAUGGAAAUGAGCACAAGCAGUAGCAGCCCUUCCCAGACCCUGCUUGCAGCACCUGUCAUCCCCUCGCCCAGUAGUGCAGUUGCACCUUCUGGAGCCCUGCCCCAAGCCACACCCAGCAAGGAGGAGGACACCCUGCGGAGCCAGGUGAAGGACCUGGAGGAGAAGCUGGAGACGCUGCGCAUGAAGCGGGCUGAGGACAAGGCCAAGCUGAAAGAGCUGGAGAAACACAAGAUCCAGCUGGAGCAGCUGCAAGAAUGGAAAAGCAAGAUGCAAGAACAGCAGGCCGAGCUGCAGAAGCAGCUGAAGGAGGCCAAGAAGGAGGCAAAGGAGGCUUUGGAGGCCAGGGAUCGCUACAUGGAGGAGAUGGCUGACACCGCGGACGCCAUUGAGAUGGCCACGCUGGACAAGGAGAUGGCAGAGGAGCGAGCAGAGUCUUUGCAGCAGGAGGUGGAGUCGCUCAAGGAGAAGGUGGAAGAGCUCACCAUGGAUCUGGAGAUCCUCAAGCAUGAGAUUGAGGAGAAGGGCUCUGACGGCGCCGCCUCUAGCUAUCAUGUGAAGCAACUGGAGGAGCAGAAUAGCCGACUUAAGGAGGCCCUGGUCCGGAUGCGAGACCUCUCAAGCUCAGAGAAGCAGGAGCAUGUGAAGCUGCAGAAGCAGAUGGAGAAGAAGAACGCAGAGCUGGAGUCUCUGCGCCAGCAGAAGGACAAGCUGAUGGAGGAGAUGAGACAGGCUGAGCAGACCAUCGAUGAGCUCAAAGAACAGGUGGAUGCUGCACUGGGGGCAGAGGAGAUGGUGGAGACUCUGACAGAGAGGAAUCUGGACCUGGAGGAGAAAGUUCGGGAGCUGCGGGAAACAGUUAGCGACCUGGAGGCAAUCAACGAGAUGAACGACGAGCUGCAGGAGAAUGCACGUGAGACAGAACUGGAACUGCGGGAGCAGCUGGAUCUGAGUGCAGCCCGUGUGCGGGAGGCUGAGAAGAAGGUGGAGGCGGCCCAGGAGACUGUGGCAGACUACCAGCAGACGAUCCAGAAGUACCGUGAGCUGACUGCACAUCUCCAGGAGGUGAACAGGGAGCUGACCAACCAACAGGAGGCCACGGCAGAGCAGCAGCCCACAGCAGAGCUGUUUGACUUCAAGAUCAAGUUUGCUGAAACCAAAGCCUAUGCUAAGGCCAUCGACAUGGAGCUCAGGAAGAUGGAGGUGGCUCAGGCCACCAGGCAGGUGUCCCUGCUGACCUCCUUCAUGCCAGACUCUUUCCUGCGGCAUGGAGGAGAUCAUGACUGCAUCCUGGUGCUGCUGCUCAUCCCCAGGCUAAUCUGCAAGGCAGAGCUGAUCAGCAGGCAGACACAGGAGAAGUUUUCAUUGCACGAGGGCAGUGUGGCACAUGCCAGUUUGCGGGGCAGUGCCGGGGAGCAGCAGAGCUUCGCCGCUGGCCUUGUCUACUCCCUUAGCCUGCUGCAGGCCACCCUGCACAAAUAUGAACAUGCUCUGGACCAGUGCAGUGUGGAUGUGUAUAAGAAGAUGGGCACCCUGUACCCAGAGAUGAAUGUGCACGAACGCUCACUAGACCACCUCAUUGAUCUGCUGCACAAAGACCAGUUGGAUGAAACAGUGAACAUGGAACCUCUCACCAAAGCCAUCAAGUACUACCAGCAACUGUACAGCAUCCACCUGGCUGAGCAGGCAGAUGACUGUACUAUGCAGCUGGCUGACCACAUUAAGUUUACCCAGAGUGCCCUGGACUGCACAGCAAUGGAGGUGGGUCGCCUGCGAGCUUUCCUUGAACCCGGGCAGGAGGCCAGUAAUCUGGUCAUCCUGUUUAAGGAUGUGGAGACCUUCUGCAGUGAUACCCGUCAGUUCUGCAAGAAGAUCCGUCGCAGAAUGCCCAAUGCUGAUGUCCCUGGAAUCCCAGCAGCUCUGAGUUUCAACCAGCAGGUGUCGGACUCCCUGAUUGACUGCCGGAAGCACUUGAUACACGUGGUGGCUGUGCUGCAGGAGGUGGCGGCUGCAGGGACCCAGAUGGCGGCGUCCCUGGGUGAGCACGAGGGCCUGUCUGCCCUCAAGCUGGAGGACGUGGCCUUCGCUGCGGGAGAGCAGGUGUAUGGCUCCCAGGGCACUCACCCCUACGAGUGCCUGCGCCAGUCCUGCAGUGCCAUCAUUGCCACCAUGAACAAGAUGGCCACUGCCAUGCAGGAAGGAGAGUACGACGCAGCCAAACCGCAGAAACGGAAUACUCCACCAGUGGAGCUAAGGGCGGCUGCACUGAGGGCAGAGAUCACAGACACGGAAGGGCUGGGGGUCAAGCUUGAGGACAGGGAAAUGGUCAUCAAAGAGCUCAAGAAGUCACUAAAGAUCAAGGGCGAGGAGCUAAGCGAGGCACAUGUUCGGCUGAGCCUGCUUGAGAAAAAGCUGGACUGCUCGUCCAAAGAUGCAGAUGAACGUGUGGAGAAGAUCCAGACCAAACUGGACGAGACCCAGACUCUGCUCAAGAAGAAAGAGAAGGAGUUUGAGGAGACCAUGGAUGCCCUGCAGGCCGACAUUGACCAGCUGGAGGCGGAGAAGGCUGAGCUGAAGCAGCGCCUCAACAGCCAGUCCAAGUCAACUGUGGAAGGGCUGAGGGCAGGUCCAGCCUCUGGCAUUGCCUCCAUAGUCACAAGUGUGACAGGAGUGCCCAGUCUAGGCACACUUCCAGGUCAGGUCCAGGUGGUGGACUCUCCUCUCCUCAUGCAGCAGAUCCAGGCUCAGCGUCUCAGCAUCAAGCACCUGAAGAAUGAGAACAACCGUCUGAAGGCUGAGAAGAUGAAUGCCCAGCUGGCUUCUCUGCCUCCACUCCAUGUCUCGAAGCUGCCCUCACCAGAGAGCUCUCAGCCUGCUGUGGCCUCCAGCGCCCUCUACCGCAAGACCGACCAGCUCAUGGAGACCCUGCUCAAAAUGAGCGCAGGCAUCAAGGUGGUGGAUGUCACUGGGAAGACCCCAGUGAGCCCCAGCGCACAGCUCCUGGAGCAGACUGCACGCCUACGGUCUCUGAGCGAGGCGCUGGACCGGCUGAAGGAUGAAGUGGCUGACCACGUAGUGAAACGGCAACCAGGUGCUUGCACUCCCUCUGAUUUUGCCACAUUCCCCUCAGUGCCCUUCAUCAAGGCCACUGAGGAAAAGAAGGGGGACACAGUGUUAGUGGGAAAGGUGAUGUUUCCCUGCAGCCGUGGAGAAGAGCAGGUGCAUCGCCUUGUUUUGUCCCACCAACAUCUACACAGAGUGCACCACCUCCUGAUGACCUAGGCCCUUAACUUUUCCACAGCACUUGGACAUCUGAACUAAGUACCUUUCUGAAGGAAAAGCACAAUUUGAUUUGACUAUCUUGUUUGGUUAGUGAGUUGUUUGUUUUUCCCUCUAGUUUCACUUAAAUUAUGGGAUGAUGUAGGUUGUUUUGUAAUAUGGGGAAAGAGGUACCUGGAAAGUCCACACUGUGCAUGGGGUGAGCCUGUUCCUACAAGAGAAUAAUCAGUGACCAGAGCUUUUCUUCUGUAUGCAUCAAAUCAUUUGCAUGGAGAACUAGGGUGUACAUGAGCAGGGGCUGUAGUACGAGGUAGAAACAGCUUGCAGCCACCCUUACGAGCAGGAAUGAUGGCCUUAGCUGUGGCUUAUCCAACCUGUGCACUAGAACACUGAUGUAACAUUUGUAAAGGCUAGUCUUCAUCCUGAAAGUGCAGUUGAUUGGCAGGAGUAGCGUUUAAAUUGACAAUCAACCCCUCCCCCUUGACUUUUGUACUUUCACACAGUCUUCAAUAACUUUCAAAAUUGGUAUGUAAGAAAUCUUUAGCUGAGAAUUUCUAAAGUGUUCUUUUGCUUUUGUUACCUCUGGAACCAGCUUUAGCAAUAAUCCAUUUAACUGACAUGCUACAAAAAGUUCCAACUAUGUUUUUAAAUGUAUACUGCAGGUUGUGGGGGUCUGACAUGGCAUAGAAAAAUGUGUGUGUGGGAAGAUAACAACUAUACACUACAAUGUACAAUGUUGUUUAUGAAGGCCACUAAGGUAGGACAUGGCAAACUAGGAAGGGUUUAACUCAUGUUAAAUUACUUUUCUAAAACUAAAUCUUGCUGUUUAAAAACUACCACCAGUGGUGGCAUGCUGUUGAAGCUGCAGCCUGAAAAGUGAUCUUGUCAAGUGUCCUUCACAUGGAUGGAGGAGCCCUUCAGUCAGUUACAAAAAAAACUUGUGCAUUCUUAGAAAUUGCUUGGCCACUGAAUGGUCAUUUUCACCCAGUGCAGCACUAAAGUCCACCUACCUGUUGUAAAAGCUUUUGUUGAUUUUAGUUUUAGCAUUCUGCCAAAGAUGAUCUUCCUCCUACUGUUGCAGACCAAGAGACGUGUGUUGCACGUCCCCUUUACCUUCAUGCAGUGAAGGAACACUUUAGUACUGUAGCUGUUUGAUUAAUAAAGCUUUCUUACAAUUUACACCCACUGUUUGAAGUUUUAAAAAACUUUCUAAAACAUUGACUCCCCCCCCUUGCCCAAGGCCUCAUACUUCAUUGCAACUUAGAGCUGUUCAGAGCUUAUGCUUGGAUGUAAAGCCAAGGUGAACACAAAUAUAGCACAUUAGCCUUUUAAUUCCUAUUGGGAAUUGAGUGUUCAUAUUUGAACUCAGAUCCUUCAUGAAGAUCUUCUGCACCCCCUGGCUCUUCAGAAGGAAAUCCCACCGCUAAAGACAACUAAACCCCUGUAGUUCAUGUGCUAUAGUGCAGUAGUUCUCUAAAUAGUACUGUUUCCAGAUUUCAGUCUAAAGUUCUGCAGAAACCAAGGCUGCACUUUCUCUUGUGAUGAAACCAUUGAGACCAAGGUCUUAGCAACUCUUCUUACACAUUACACAUCUGAGGACACCCUACAUGAACACCACUACCAUCUGUCUACAGAAUGGGAUUGGAACAGAUCACUGUACAUGUGACUGCUCUCUGUAUUAAUAGGUCUAAUGGCUAUGAAGCGGGAGAGGGGGCUGCUGGCAGGCAACCCUUUGCAGAGCAUCCAUUAGUGAUCUGACAUGCAUAAACAGGUACAACAGGCCACUGAGAUCCAAUCUCUGUUUUAACGAGACCUAGGGUCAGUGAGAGUAUAAUUACUUAUGCCACUCAUUAAUCUACACUUUAAAAAAAAAAAAAAAACCAGACUCCAAACUGACUAUAUACUGCCACAGAAAAGUCUAGAGCUGCUUCUUGCUACACACUCACUAGCCAUUGAAGGGAGCAUCUGUGUGACACAUUUGCGGGAGGUCUUAAUGGGAGCACCACUCCCCCUACACACCAAUCAGUGCAGCUACUUAGAAUUCCACAUGCAGCAGGUUCCUAGAAAUGAAUCCCAGACAUCUGAAGCACACCAAGGGCAGUUUAAUUUACUUCAGUCUGAACAUAAA
Molecule: messenger RNA, 5973 nt
Organism: Scleropages formosus (Asian bonytongue)
Lineage: Eukaryota; Metazoa; Chordata; Actinopteri; Osteoglossiformes; Osteoglossidae
Product: dynactin subunit 1-like
Exons: 29
Coding region: 102-3848 (1248 amino acids)
Biological process (GO): nuclear migration; establishment of mitotic spindle orientation
Cellular component (GO): microtubule associated complex; kinetochore; axon
Source: RefSeq, a predicted model, not a curated record